This is a messenger RNA of Aethalodelphis obliquidens (Pacific white-sided dolphin), 3902 nucleotides long. RefSeq names its product solute carrier family 16 member 3 (gene SLC16A3). Gene Ontology annotation, cellular component: basolateral plasma membrane. The transcript has 6 exons. Gene Ontology annotation, molecular function: lactate:proton symporter activity. NCBI's taxonomy places the organism in Eukaryota, Metazoa, Chordata, Mammalia, Artiodactyla, Delphinidae. The record is from RefSeq and is a predicted model, not a curated record. The coding region runs from base 1681 to 3066 and encodes 461 amino acids. Gene Ontology annotation, biological process: monocarboxylic acid transport; transmembrane transport.
GCACCAGGGCGGUCCUCCCAGAGACCUGGCAGGUGUGGAGGGGGCCAGUUCAGCCCCCUCGAGGUGAGGAGCCCAGCAGAGCGACCCCAGGGCCCCGGGCUGGCCCUUCUGGGAGGUGACCAGUGGAGAUGACAGCCAGGCAGAGCGAUCAGUCCAUUGGAGACACCUCCGGAUCAGGCAGGAUCAGGCCUCGGGCGCACUGGGCCCCGACACAGGGGCGGGGCAGGAGCGGACAAGGCAUGGGGCUCCUCAUGGCUUCGCCUCGGCGGCGAGUGCAGACCUCCCGGCUUCAGUCUCCAUCUGUGAAACGGGCUGUGCGGGGAAGUGGGUCCCGGAGACCCGGAGUUCUCAGUCAGUGUUGCUAGCUCCAACUCGCGCCUACCUGGCCCAGCCCCAACGAGGGGACAGUGAAGCGGGCCCCGCUCUGUGGGAGCCGCGGGGUCCCCUUCGGCGCUCGGGGACGCCCAGUGUGGCUCCGGGGCUCGCUGACCCGGGCAGUCCCGCGCCUUGGCUGUGCGCUCUGGCCAAUACGGUAGCGGGCGGGAGGGCGCCUACUCCAGGCAAUACGGCGGCGGCUCCUCCCUUGGCGCGGUCACGUCCCCCACGUCCCGCGCGCGGCCAUGCAGGGGGGCUGGGGCGGGGCCGUGCGGAGCAUCCUCUCUCCCAACGCCCCCACCCCAGCCCCCCGCUGCCGGCGAGGUCGGCCUGACCCCCACCUGCCCAGCCAGAAGCUGGAACGGGAAGGAGCGUCCGUUGUCCGUCCUGCACCCUCGGGUCCGGUGGGGGUGGUGGUGGGUGGAGCUUAGGGUCCCUCCACAUCCUCCUCCCCAGCCGUUCUCCCCUCCUCAGCCACCUCCCCUCUCCUACUUGUUCCAAAGGCCCUAUGGUGGCCCUAUGGUGGUGGGAGCUGGGAACCCAGUUUUGGUGGAAGGGGGCCCCUCUUGGCUGGUGGGGCUUGCCGACACAGAGACCACCUUCUGGGCCUUGGCCUUAGGUUACAGGCUUUCGGGUUGGGGGGCUGUAGGGAGUUGAGGAAUGGGACAAGGUGGCCACGUGGAUGGGCAGGCCAGGCACUCGCAGGCUGGGCAGGGUUGGGUCAAGGCCUGGAGGGGGGCAACUUGGGCCUGCUCAACUACCUCCUGGCCCCUCCUCAUUGCCCACUGAGCUCUCUAGAGGAGGGGGCUCUAACAGGGUAAGCACAAAAACAUCCCCAGGGCCACUCUCGAAUGGCCUUCUCCUGUCAUAACAGGGUGAUGGUGGUGGAGCGGAGAAUGACUCAGAGCUAGGGGCUGGCCUGGGGCGCAGUGUCCAAUCUGGUGAAUGAGGCCACUGUUUCCACCCCACCGGCCCCUGCAAGAGGACGUGAGCCCACCUGAGAGUUUGCAGGGGCACUGGGCAUGCGGUGGAGAGCUGUGUGGUCAGUGGAGGUGGGGUGGAGGGCCCAGGCCACCCACUGCCCGGCUCCCACCUCCCCAGAAAAAGCCCCAGUCACCUCCCUCCAGUCACAGCUCCUAACACAGGGAGCUGGUUUAUAGCUCGCCGCUGGUGGGGAGACACGAGAGCUUCAGUGGGCAGCAAGCGGCUGGAUCCAACACGCCCUCCCUUCCCCACGCCUGCAGCAAGGCCUACUCUGUCCUUGAAACAGCUUCUGUCAGGGACGCGGAACCAGCCCUCCUGGCCAUGGGAGGGGCAGUGGUCGAAGAGGGCCCGACGGGCGUCAAGGCCCCAGAUGGGGGCUGGGGCUGGGCCAUCCUUUGGGGCUGUUUUGUCAUCACAGGCUUCUCCUACGCCUUCCCCAAGGCGGUCAGCGUCUUCUUCAAAGAGCUCAUACGAGAGUUUGGGAUAGGCUACAGUGACACAGCCUGGAUCUCCUCCAUCCUGUUGGCCAUGCUGUACGGGACAGGCCCGCUCUGCAGCGUGUGUGUGAAUCGCUUUGGCUGCCGGCCUGUCAUGUUCACAGGUGGCCUCUUGGCGUCCCUGGGCAUGGUGUCUGCAUCCUUCUGUGGAAGCAUCAUCCAGCUCUACUUCACCACUGGGGUCAUUACCGGCUUGGGUUUGGCGCUCAACUUCCAGCCCUCACUCAUCAUGCUCAACCGCUACUUCAACAAGCGGCGCCCCAUGGCCAACGGGUUGGCGGCAGCGGGCAGCCCGGUGUUCCUGUGCGCCCUGUCCCCACUGGGGCAGGUGCUGCAGGACCACUAUGGCUGGCGGGGUGGCUUCCUCAUCCUGGGUGGCCUGCUGCUCAACUGCUGCGUGUGUGCUGCACUCAUGCGGCCCCUGGAGGCGCCCCGGCUGGGUUCAGGUUCAGGGCCUGGGCCCCAGCGGCCACCCCGGCGGCUCCUGGACCUGAGCGUCUUCAGGGACCGCGGCUUUGUCAUCUAUGCCCUGGCCGCCUCCAUCAUGGUGCUGGGGCUCUUUGUGCCGCCCGUGUUCGUGGUGAGCUACGCCAAGGACCUGGGUGUGCCCGACACCCAGGCAGCCUUCCUGCUCACCAUCCUGGGCUUCAUCGACAUCUUCGCGAGGCCCACCGCCGGCUUCAUCACAGGGCUCAAGAAGGUGCGGCCCUACUCUGUGUACCUCUUCAGCUUCGCCAUGUUCUUCAACGGCUUCACCGACCUCACGGGAUCUACAGCCAGUGACUACGGUGGCCUGGUGGUCUUCUGCAUCUUCUUCGGCAUCUCCUACGGCAUGGUGGGGGCCCUGCAGUUCGAGGUACUCAUGGCCAUUGUGGGCACCCAGAAGUUCUCCAGUGCCAUUGGCCUCGUGCUGCUGCUGGAGGCCAUAGCUGUGCUCAUUGGGCCCCCGUCGGGAGGCAAGCUCCUGGAUGCGACGCACGUGUACCAGUAUGUGUUUGUCCUGGCGGGGGCUGAGGUGCUGGCCUCCUCCCUCGUGCUGGUGCUGGGCAACUUCUUAUGCAUUGGGAAGAGGCCCGAGGCGGCCACGGAGGAGGAGCAUCACAAGCCCCCCGAGGACGUGAAGGUGGACUCUCGGGAGGUGGAGCAAUUCCUGAAGACAGAGCCUGAGAAGAACGGGGAGGUCGUUCACACCCCAGAAACGAGCGUCUGAGCUGGGGGAGGCCAGCAGGGGUGGCAGGGAACUGGACAGGAACCAUCAAUGCUCGUAUUUAUUUCACAAACAGGACUAGCUUGGGCGGGGCCGUUGGCUCCACGCCGGCCGCCCGGGCAGCGGAUCAUCGCCCGAUCAGUGUUUUUCAGGGGAGGUGGCAGGGUGGAAACGUGUCAUUCCAAGGUGGAUCUGUGGUGAAGCCAAGCCGUGAGGUUAUGAGCGGUCUGCACCAGGGACCCCACCUGCUGACCCCAGGGAGCCCGGUGCCCACCGCUGGGCUCAAGGACCCAGAGACCCACGCUUUGGAGACAACACGAUUUUAAUCAGGGGGCAGGGCCGGGGACAGCUGCGGAGUGGGCACUGCCACGACAGGCCUCCCCGCGUGCCCGUGAGCACCCCAUCCUGCCUGGUCUCCCCAUGCGCCCCAGCCCACCCCUCUUUGAGCGUCCAGUGGACAAAGGUCCCUCCUUCACCUCUGAAGGUUUGAGAUAAACCUGCAUGUGGGAGGCACCAUCUCAGAAGGAAUAUCUUCCAGGAGCUGCAGGAGUUUUGCUCUACGUAGGGGCAGUAUUCUAACUGUUCACCCCAAAUCUCACUUUCUUAACAAAUAGCCUGGUUAUUUUUACAAAGUGGUUCUGGUCCUUGUCAGCCAUGUCGGCCUUCUAAGCACUGCUGGUUCUGGACCCUGCCCUGAUGGACCCCAAACGGCUCAGAGUGUUCACACAGCACCCUGGUGGCUGGCAGGGAAGGGGCCACGCUGCAGGGGUGUGUCCACUGAAGCUGAGAUAUACGUGUGGUUUCUGUUCACUGGUGUGUGUUUAAAGAAAAUGAUCUGC